Cynara cardunculus var. scolymus (artichoke) is the source of this 2424-nucleotide messenger RNA. RefSeq names its product putative U-box domain-containing protein 50. Gene Ontology annotation, biological process: protein ubiquitination; protein phosphorylation. The record is from RefSeq and is a predicted model, not a curated record. Gene Ontology annotation, molecular function: ATP binding; protein tyrosine kinase activity; ubiquitin-protein transferase activity. The transcript has 7 exons. Bases 60 to 2411 code for a protein of 783 amino acids. NCBI's taxonomy places the organism in Eukaryota, Viridiplantae, Streptophyta, Magnoliopsida, Asterales, Asteraceae.
AAACCCAUCAACAAAAAAAUCAAAUUUUUGAGAUCCAAGAAAAACACCCAACAAAGACGAUGGAGAGAGCUGCAGAGAAAGUGUAUGUAGCGAUUGGGAAUGACGUACAAGAAGGCCUUGCAACUCUCGAAUGGACACUCAGAAAAUGGUCGUCUUCUCAAUUCUCCAUUGUUAUCCUUCAUGCAGAUAUCAAUAAGGAUUAUGUCUACACAUACUAUGGAAAGAUCCCUGCAAGUUAUGUCAAUGAUCAAAGUGUUGACUUUCUCAAGAAAUGUGAGCAAGGGAAACUCAACAAGAUUCUACGUCAGUACAUAGCUUUCUGUGGCCAAGUGAAAACAGAAAUUCUAAACAUCGAAAAAUGCGAUGAACCGAUACACAAACGAAUCGUACAACUCGUUUCGGGUCUUGGAAUUUGCAAACUGGUGAUGGGGAUUACGUUCUUGAAGUCGUCUUCAUGGAAAUAUGGAAAUCUAUUGAGUGGAUUGAAGCAUAUUCAGCAAAAGAAGCCUGAUUUCUGCGAAUUAUACUUGAUAAGUGGAGGGAAGUUGUUCUUGUUGAAAGAUGAAAACAAUGAGGGAUUCAUAGAAGACGAUCAAGGAGCGAAAUUGAACAAAAAGAGAGGGAGUUUCAGAGGUUGGAUUGGUAAAAUGUUCCCGGAAAAUGUAAAAAGUCCUCGGUUUUCGCCUUCUUCGACAAGUGUAGAUUCGCCAUCGAUCUGGGAGAAAUGUGCAGAAGAGAUUGAAGGGUACUUCAAUCACUUAGUUGAAGAAUCAGAAAGUGGGCAGGUUUCAGAUGAAAUCUUGGAGAGCAAUAGAUCCACAUCUAUACCCAGAAAUUUGACUCCGACACAGAAAACCGAAUUUCUGAGAGUCAAAAUAGGCGAAGCACGAGAUGCCAUUCAUUUGAAGAGAAGAGAAGCCAAGGAAAGUGUUCAAAGAUAUUCAAGAGCAGAAUGGGCAAUUAAUCUGUGCACAUCAAGGUCAGAGGAUCUUGAAGCUCGAUUAAACGAAGAAACCAUGAAACGAGGGGCUCUAGAGAAAGAUUUGGAGACCAUAAGAGAAGAACUUAGUGAAACCCGAAUUAGACUCGACCAAAACAGAAACAAGCUUGACUCAACGCUCGAAAUCCAGAGGGAACUGUCGAGAAAACUUAAAUCAUCAACAAUGGUGAAAUCACAAUCCCAAGAACAAUUAGGGAAGAUGAUCAACACAAGGGGUGGCAUGAUUCAAGAUAUAGAAAAGCUGAGGAAACAAAAAAACGUUAUGCAGCGACGAAUCGAGUUUUGCAGAGAUAAAGAUGCUAUCGAAAUGGUGACAAGAUUGAAUAAUUUCGGCUUCUCUUAUAAAGAGUUUACUGCCGAGGAGAUUAGAGCAGGAACCGAUCAUUUCUCGGAACACUGCAGAAUAAAAUGUUCUGGUGAUUUCACAAACGUGUAUAGAGCUCGAAUCGAUCAUACCACAGUUGCUGUCAAGUUAUAUGACUUCAGGAUCAGACAAGUUUCAGAAGAAGAAUUUGAUACCAAGGUGAAGGUUCUAAGCCGCAUACAACAUCCGCAUGUAGUGGCCAUGAUCGGGUUCUGCAAAGAGCUAAAAUGCAUCAUUUUCGAGUAUAUGCACGAAAGCUGCCUAAGAAACGUGUUUUUCUCUAAUAAUAGAAAAAAUCAAGCUCUAAACUGGCAUGCUAGAGUCGGUAUAGCAGCCGAAGUUUGUUCAGGCUUGAGCUUUCUGCAUCUAUCGAAGCCCAGGCCUAUGGUUCACGGCAACUUGAACCUAGGCAAGAUCCUUUUGGACCGUAAUCAUGUUGCAAAAGUAAACGGGUUUAGGCUAGACUUCUCGUUUGAUGAAUCUGAUAUCAGGUCUGAUAUUCAGGAUUUUGGGAGUUUGGUGCUGCAGCUUCUGACUGAGAGAAAUUGGUGUGGGUUUCUCGAUGAGGUAAACAUGAUGAACGAAGCUACGCUUGUGGAGGUUUUGGAUCAAAGGGUUGGGGAAUGGCCGUUGCAGGUGGCAAUGGAGCUUGCUAGAAUAGCAAUACGGUGCUCAUCUAGCGGUGACGGUGCGUAUACGGGGAUGACGAUGGUGAUGAAAGAGAUGGAAGAGGUGAGGAAGAAGGCGGAUGAUGUGGUGGCGGGUGUCGGAUGUUCGGUAAACGAGUUUAAUGUGGAUUCGGAUGACGAAACCAUCAUACCAGCUUCCUUCUUUUGUCCAAUAUUAAAGGAUGUAAUGAAGAACCCACACAUUGCUUCAGAUGGAUUCUCGUACGAGCUGAGCGCCAUAAAGCAAUGGCUAGGAAUGAGCCACAAUACAUCACCGUUGACAAACUUAGACCUAGAACACAAACGCCUUACUCCUAAUCACACCCUUCGGUCCUUGAUUCACGAUUGGCACAAAAAAAGAUCCAUUCCUCUAACAUAAACCGUAUGUAACA